Messenger RNA from Hypoxylon trugodes, 588 nucleotides. RefSeq lists its product as uncharacterized. The transcript has a single exon. The record is from RefSeq and is a predicted model, not a curated record. Lineage: Eukaryota; Fungi; Ascomycota; Sordariomycetes; Xylariales; Hypoxylaceae. The coding region runs from base 189 to 434 and encodes 81 amino acids.
UAAUGGGCGUAUGGGUAUUUUUUAUUCCUUAUAUAGCAAUCCCAUCAUUCGUGAUCACAAUCGGUUUCACUAUUUACAAACUUACUAUUAGUAAGAAGAUAAAUAACAACGUCGCCGGCUUUCUCCAUUUAAUGCCCUCUUACAUCUACUCAAAUGCCAUUCCCAACCGUAGCAGAAUGAACCGAUAAAUGGGUGUUAGAAUCACCCUUGUUUCACGAAUACCUAUUUAUCUGGGUUUAAUGGUGAUCUUCCAGUUGGACGGUAUGAAUGGGUUCGGUUGGGUACCGAGCGGGAUUGGAAUAAUAUUGGGGACUGUUAGUGCUGUUAGCGACUCCGCUGGGUUCUCAUUAGCGACCAUCGACGUAACAUCUGUAUUAUUAAACUAUUGGCCGUAUAUACCAAAUCGCUUAAGUGUAGAAUAUCGAUAUGGGUAGGGAAUAGGUUCAAAGUAACACGCUAUACUCUUCACCCAGGUAUACUCCUAUAUGAUAUUAUUUAUCGUCAUAUCAAAUUGGAGUUAGGCUUUGGAAGACUUACAACGCCUAUACCAAUUGAAGGUCGAGGCUUUUGCACUAAUGUUAACCGGCG